Torulaspora delbrueckii is the source of this 759-nucleotide messenger RNA. RefSeq names its product Mgm101p (gene MGM101). The transcript has a single exon. NCBI's taxonomy places the organism in Eukaryota, Fungi, Ascomycota, Saccharomycetes, Saccharomycetales, Saccharomycetaceae. Gene Ontology annotation, cellular component: mitochondrial nucleoid; mitochondrial chromosome. Gene Ontology annotation, biological process: interstrand cross-link repair; recombinational repair. Gene Ontology annotation, molecular function: single-stranded DNA binding. The record is from RefSeq and is a predicted model, not a curated record. The coding region runs from base 1 to 759 and encodes 252 amino acids.
AUGAGUUUACGCCAUUGUUGCCGGUACCAGAUUGCUAGACCGUUUGUGCGGUAUGUUGGGACAGGAGCAGCGCCUGCGUAUGCGAACGUGAGCUCUAAUGCGGCCAGAGCACCUGUCAGGAGUGCCGUUACUGGUGGAGGUGUGGCCAGUGGAUAUUCGAAUGGUUUAAACAAGAGUCUGGGAGGUACGCCAUUGGAAACAGCUCGUACUGAGGCUUCAGCAAGAGCUCAGGAAGACAAGGGCAUCGAUUGGUACACUUCGUGGUAUGGGAUUGGUGGGAAACCAUUUGAUGAUACUGUGCAAAAGCACUUAGCGACUCCUCUGUAUACGCAAGAUAUCGAAGUGAAGCCCGAUGGCCUGAUAUACUUGCCUGAGAUCAAAUACAGACGUAUUUUGAACAAAGCAUUUGGUGCAGGAGGUUGGGGGCUUGUACCCCGUUCAGAGACUAUCGUGACCCCUAAGCUGGUCACUCGAGAGUAUGGUUUGGUGUGUCAUGGCCAGCUUGUCAGUGUCGCUCGAGGAGAACAGGAUUAUUUCAGCGACGCUGGCAUUCCUACGGCCACUGAGGGUUGCAAGAGUAACGCCCUGAUGAGAUGUUGUAAGGACCUUGGUGUGGGUUCGGAGCUAUGGGACCCAGUUUUUAUAAAGAAGUUUAAAAUUGACAACUGCGUUGAAAAGUUCGUCGAGCACGUUACGACCAAGAAGAAGCGUAAGAUCUGGCUCAGGAAGGAUCGUCAAGUCGAAUAUCCCUACAAAUAA